AUGGUCCUAGGAUCUGCCAUCGUUGGGCUGGUAUACGUUGUGAUCCGAUAUGAUGUAACCUACGAGUCUCUCAAGGCUGUCGUAAUGGCCCUGGCUUACUGCUGGGGCUUGGUUUUUGCCAUCUAUCUCAUGGGACACGGACUCGUCUCCAUACCGAAGCGCCUCAUCCGCGAUGCCAAUAUAGCGAACAAGUUGCGCCGGCUUCAGGCCAAAGCACCAAAAGCGUACGAGAAGAUGGAAGAUGCUGCGGCAUCCCUCGAGGAAAUUGAGGCCCAAGUUGGCGAGCUUGCGAAGCGCAAGGUUGGUAGCGCUGUCGACUUUCGCGAUUGGAUCGAGGAGCUGCAAGAAAUUGCCAACAUACCCGAGACGAGACCGCAUGCCACUGCCUUUGACGUGAAUACCAUGGAUCUAACUGUCCCGAACGUCAUUACGCCAAAGUACCUGGCCGAUAUAACGCGACGGCUGAUUCGGGCCAAGCGCUCGAGGUCGCGCUUCGCCCAUGAGUGGCACGACUUGGUGAAGGAGGCUGGAAAAACACAGGAAAUUCUGGACUCUGCUGCGUCAAAAAUACUUGAAUUUGGAGACGCAUCACGUCAUUCUGGGAUGUGGGACAAGACCAAGCUGCUCAACCCCUAUGCCAGGUAUUUAUGGCACUAUCGAAUCAGGCCGUAUAUGCAGAUUGGACUGGGAAUACUACUCGCCCUGGCAUCUGCAUGUGUUCUCUGGUCCGAAGUCGUCAAACUACCCUUUCCACAGCUGUCAGUCAUUCGACUGAGUGUCAUCCACCACUGGGUCGGCGACAACGCCGAAGUGGGCUUUGCUGGCCAAGUCAUUUCCGCGUUUUGGAUUUGCUACAUGUGUGCCGCCGCGCUCGUCACCAUGACCGAAGUCAGAGUCUGGCGCGGGAGAGCCCUCGUGAGGCGUAAUACCGGCUACGAAGCUGCCUUUUGGUACGCUAUGCAAGUCGCCAAGCUGACGGUGCCGUUGUCCUACAAUUUCUUGACGUUUCUAUCCAGCGAGGUGUACACAAAGACGGCCUUUUACGGCUUCCUUGGUCGUUUAAUCGACUUUACUCUCCUUGGCCGGUGGUUUGACGACCUUUUCCCCUACUUUUUGAUAAUACCCGUGAUUGCCGCCACGUUUGGGUUAUACGGCAAAGCGAAGCGACUGUUUGUCGGCAUCGACCUGCUCGACGACGACGAAGAAAACUCGACCGGCUACGGCACAGGCUCAUGGCGAGAGGGACGUGAUCUUAUUGAGCGAGAGCUAGGCGGCGAGAGCGUUCGCCGCCGUGACGAGUUGUUUGCGAGACUCGCUGCAGCAGGCGGCAGUGGCAGCGGCCGUACCGCCCCUGUUCUUUCUGUACCGCCCGGAGAGAGCGCCUCGCGAGGCGGACCGAGAACCAUUGGUAUGGGCCCGUCAGCGGGAGUACAGCGAGCCGGCACCCCUUCGUCCCACUGGUACCUAGACGAACCGCCCGAGGACGACAAUCUGAUCCAGAUCAUCGGCCACCGCAUGAAGAACACGGUGGACAAUAUAGAGACGCCCAAGUGGCUGCAGGACUUGGGACAGGGCCUUAAGAAGCCGAAGUGGAUGGGCGGUGGCCAAGGCAGCGCUGGCGGCCAAGAAAGAAGCGACAUCCGGAGCUGGUUUGGCGGCAACAGCAACAACAGCGGCGGCGGUGGGCAUAUUCGAUUGUAA
Cordyceps fumosorosea ARSEF 2679 is the source of this 1701-nucleotide messenger RNA. RefSeq names its product LMBR1-like membrane protein. Gene Ontology annotation, cellular component: membrane. Lineage: Eukaryota; Fungi; Ascomycota; Sordariomycetes; Hypocreales; Cordycipitaceae. The coding region runs from base 1 to 1701 and encodes 566 amino acids. The record is from RefSeq and is a predicted model, not a curated record. The transcript has a single exon.